AUGGAUCUUGGUAAACUUCCAACACACCCAGACUAUCUUAUCGAGGUAAGCCAUGUAUUGCCCCCAACGACACCGGAAGCCGCGGAAAACUUUCGGCGUCAAGUCCUCGCCAACAACCUGCCAGUGCUCACGUUUCGGGAUGUGUUCGCCGAGCGCGGGUUUGCGGCCAUCAUCGCCUUGAUGUGGCGCGGAAUGACGACCGAGGAACCGCAGCAGGUGGUGGUCGACCUGAGUUUCCGCGAAAUCCGACAGCAUUUGGAGGCGGCGCACCAGCGGGUUGAAUGGGCCGAGAGACAAAAACUUACUCUGCUCAACCAUUUCAAGGCGUUGCUGCAGGAAAGCCAGCCGCAUUUGGAUGCGAACCGGGUCGCGCAGUUGGAGGGCUUCAUCGGACAGAUGGACGCAGGGCCGCUAGCGCCGGUGCCUGGACUAAACCAACAAAAUCUCCCGCCUGCGGCCGGCCGUCGCCCCAUGAUUCGUAGGCGCUUUGUGCUUCCACCUGGUGCUCAAGCGCCUCAAGAAAACGACACAGAUGCUCCGCAAUCGUGCGUAUAUGGGAUUGAAAAGUACAUGGUGGACCUGAGCGUGGACCAUUUCUAUCGACAACUUGACGAACACCUGGUCAGAAAAGUGGACAGCCCCGCUGUUGCCGCGCAGGAAAUUGCGCGCUUGGAGGGAUACUCCGAAGUCGUUCGCCAACUCGACCCAUUUGCGGAGCGGGCUGCCAAUCGUUGUACCAUUGCGGAAAGUGAAGCACAACCUGGCGAAAGACCGGAACUGGACCGGCUGGAGAAAAUUGGUACUUGGGCAACGUCCCGC
Molecule: messenger RNA, 819 nt
Organism: Mesorhabditis spiculigera
Lineage: Eukaryota; Metazoa; Nematoda; Chromadorea; Rhabditida; Rhabditidae
Source: the annotation of a GenBank genome assembly